AUGCCUUCCUUUGACCCAAGACCCUUUCCUCCCUCUUCGCUGACCGGAGUGCCUCUUGACUACAUUAUCCAGCAACUUCACAAUCUCGCUUCAAACUACUGGGACAAGCCAGACACUGCUGACUGUACCAUAAUCGUUCCUUUUCCCCAUGCUCAUGGACUGCCCGAGCUGCCCGCGCUUUCAAUGACAUCGGCCAUCGAGCCCUCCUUCUCCAUCGCCGCCUCCUACGAGCCCUCCACCCUCGGCCGCAGAGCCACCCAGCCCCCGCUAAACGCUGUUCCCCGCAUCUCCCUCCCCCUCCACAUCGACUACCUCUCCGCCCACUCCAGCUAUCUCCGCGGCCUCUUCAGCGGCGCCCUCCCUCUCGACCUCUUCUACUCCUCCGCGCCCCCCAGCUCCUCCUCCUCCGUCCCUGCAGACCGCCUCCCGCGUCUCAUGCCCUGCUCAAACGACCACCCCAUCCUCUUCCUUCCCGUCCCAGACCCCACAUCCUUCCACCUCCUCGUCCACUGGAUGUACUUUGGCGACUUCACCUACAUCCAGCAGUGCCUCCACGACGGCUCCAUCCAGUGGGAGGGCAUCGCGCGUAACGUCGAGUACCUAGGCCUCAACGCGGACAUCAAGAUCUUCCUGGGGAACUGGUACCACGCGUGGCUCAACCCCGACCGUCAGAGCGAGGCGUGUGGUGUAGGCGCGAGUGCUAGUGUCGGUGCGGGCAGUGGAUCGGGCAGCGAUGCAGGCGACGAUUCCGACACGGUCUUCAGCGAGUCAGAGUCGGACGACGACGACUACGACACCGCGGACGCCUUUCGUUCUCUUGACCCCCCUUUUUCUUUUCGUCUUCGCCUUUGGACCUUCGUACCACCGCGCCUCUCUUGA
Cyclocybe aegerita is the source of this 879-nucleotide messenger RNA. The record is from the annotation of a GenBank genome assembly. Lineage: Eukaryota; Fungi; Basidiomycota; Agaricomycetes; Agaricales; Hemipholiotaceae.